GGUCUCCGCAUUGCACUGACUCAGGUCCAUCUUCGUCCCACAAGCACCCAGCAGCAGCUUGAUCAUGACGUUCGAUAUUGCACCGGGCAUGACGUCAGAGCAACCACGCAAUGGGUUUUUAAGCCCUUCUCCCUCGUGAGAGAAGAGGGGUCUCAGAUGGCAGUCAACAGCAUCGCAUUUCAUUGCCUCCGCCUUUAGACAUAUUCCAACUACCUACCUAGUUUUCUCACAGUCACACGGAUCAAGGAAAAGCACCCAGCCAGCAUGCCUCGCCAGGGAGACGGGUCAGCCGACAACGCGAUCGAGGCGGGCCACAACAUCAUCCACGGCGCUGGCGUUGUAGAGACCACUCGCGUGAGCCGCGCAGACAAGACGGCGCCGAUGCCCGAGUACGAGAAAGGGGCCGGGCUCGGGAAGGUGGGCGCGAGCGGUGGGCGGAGCGAAGGGAAGGACCAGGGCGGCAGGAGUCGGACGAACUGAAUGCUGUUUCAAGCAGACGAUUGAGAGCGCUCGUGCUAGGUACGUAGGUAGUAUGACAAGUUAGGGAGCAUGGCAUUGCAAGAGCGAUAAGAAUCGAUCAAUGAUGCCUAGGACAUGCUUUUCGCUGUCGGUCUUCCGAAACUGCGUCGAUGAUGACUUUGCGGAGGUCUCCUGUCCCUGAACUCGCCACUAAUACGUUUGAAAAGCCUCCUGGAAUCCAAAUGUGAAAUGUAGCCGUGUCC
Thermothielavioides terrestris NRRL 8126 is the source of this 722-nucleotide messenger RNA. RefSeq lists its product as uncharacterized. The record is from RefSeq and is a predicted model, not a curated record. The coding region runs from base 265 to 480 and encodes 71 amino acids. The transcript is spliced from 2 exons. Lineage: Eukaryota; Fungi; Ascomycota; Sordariomycetes; Sordariales; Chaetomiaceae.